AGUUGUCAGGGUUUCAAGAACUGAUGGCGUCCAGGGAAAGGGUUUCCAAUCGUACUGGAGAAGGAAGCUUAACAGAAGGAAGCUUAGCAGAAUACAAAAGUGAAGACCGCACAUGCUCAACGGCCCUACGCUCAUACGCACGGUGUUGUCUUCUUCCUCUUAAAGGAUGUUUGACAAAGUCGAACUUGUAAUUCAUCAUGGUGGUGAUUUCUUUUACAACCCUGACUAUGUGUACAAGGGUGGUGCAGUAGAUACUAUUUCAAUUGAUCCAGAUUUAAUUUCAUACCCACAUCUGUUGAAGUUUCUGAAAUCUGGGAGCUAUGGGAAUAUCCACGGGAUUUAUUUUAAGAAAAUUGAGGACUCUAUGCAAAAUCUACACCAGCUUUUCAAUGAUGAAUCCACCUUGAACUUAAUUGAUAUGGCUACUUGUUAUGGAAAAUGUGAGAUAUUUGUUGAGCACGGGUUAGAUGAAGUUGAGUUAGUCGAGAUUGCCUCAUUACCUGAACUAGUUGGUGAAGAGCCACAAACUGAGAGGGAAGAGAAUGACAGAGAAGAUGGUAUGGAUGCUGAAGACAGUGUGCUAGGUGGUGAAGAAUCUGAUAAUGAAGAAGAAGGGGACGAUGAAGACACUUACAAGAAAAAAACUGUUCAAAAGCAAAGACAGCAGUAUAGUGGCACUGAUUCAGAUCAUACUAGCAUUGAAUAUGAUUCCGAUGAUCCAUCCAGCUUACUAUCUGAUCAUGACUCAGGAGAUGGAGUUGUGAAACAUAGAAGACAGAACUCCAUGUAUGCGUCUUAUAACCCGGAAUCAGACCCUCCUAAGAUUGAGUUGUGUAUGCUAUUUGAAAAUGGAAGGCAAUUCAAGAGUGCCAUGAUAAAAUAUGCUAUUCAUGAGAAAAAAGAUAUAAGGUUUGUCAAGAAUGAGCCUGAAAGAGUGCGUUUGAAGUGUGCCCCAAAUUGUCCAUUCAGGUGUACUGCUAGUUGGGAGAAGAUGCUAAGAUGUUAUCAAAUCAAGGUUUUGAAUGAGACUCACAUUUGUAAUACAAAGUUCAAGUUGAGACUUGUUAGCCAGAAAUGGGUUGAGGAGACUUAUGAAGAUAAAGUGCUCGAAAAUCCUUGUUUGGGUGCUGCAGAAUUAAAAGAUCUUAUAAAAGCACAACAUAAGAUCAAUGUUUCACUUAGUAUGGUAGCUAGAGCACUAAAAGGAAUACAAGAAAAAACUAAGAAUGCUUUCAAGGAUCAGUUUAGGAGAAUCAGGAAUUACGCAGAGGAAUGUUUGAAGUCAAUUCCCGAGAGUACGGUUGUGAUUAAAACUGAAAGAGUUGUUCCAGAUGGCCCUUGUAUUUUCCAGAGGGUUUACUUCUGUUUUGGAGCUGUGAAAAAGGGUUUUUUAGAAGGGUGCAGAAAGAUGAUUGCGGUCGAUGGGUGCUUCUUGAAAGGUCAAUUGAAGGGAGAAAUCUUGACAGCGGUUGGGAGGGAUGCCAACAAUCAAAUGUACCCAAUUGCUUGGGCUGUCGUUGAAAUUGAAAAUAACUCAUCGUGGACUUGGUUCCUGCAGCUUUUAAAGGAUGACUUGAAGAUUGAUAGGACUGACUUGUGGACCAUUAUAAGUGACCAACAGAAGGGCCUUUCAAAUGUCAUAGAUCAAGUACUUACUGGCAUUGAGCACAGAAACUGUGCUAGGCAUAUACAUGCUAAUUGGAGCAAAAAUCACAGAGGCCUGAUUCUUAAAAGACUAUUCUGGAAUAUAGCAAAAUCGACAUCCCAAGAAGAACUCCAACGAAAUAUACAAGAUCUGGAGAAAGUGGAUCCUGAAGUUAGAUGGCAAUCAAUCACCUGUGACUUCCUUUGUGUUGUUCCUUUGUGUUGUUUAUAUUGGUUAUAUGGCAAUCAAUCACCUGUGACAUACCUGGUUUACUUUUGGGUGCCGUUUUAAGUUAGACUCCCUCUUUGGCAGAACUAUUUUUUUCUUUCAAUUUGGACUUUACACGAAUUAUUUAAGUUACUAAUUGUUGCAGC
Molecule: messenger RNA, 2019 nt
Organism: Cuscuta epithymum
Lineage: Eukaryota; Viridiplantae; Streptophyta; Magnoliopsida; Solanales; Convolvulaceae
Source: the annotation of a GenBank genome assembly